This is a messenger RNA of Cyprinus carpio (common carp), 1352 nucleotides long. It is a transcript of the gene tmx4, whose product is annotated as thioredoxin-related transmembrane protein 4. The record is from RefSeq and is a predicted model, not a curated record. NCBI's taxonomy places the organism in Eukaryota, Metazoa, Chordata, Actinopteri, Cypriniformes, Cyprinidae.
CUGUCGAGUUCAGCUUUAAGCGCCGCCGCUGAAUUUCCUGCUUGUGUUGAAUCAUGUGCUCCUGCAGCAGCAGCAAUAUGGCGGGACUGACACGCGCUGACAUGCUGAAAUAUCACAGAAGCUCCUGCUGGAUCUGCGCUGUGUUCCUGAUGCUCGCGGCUCGUGUCGUCGCGCAGACGGACGCCAGUAAUGUGCUGACGGUGGCCGACGCGAACUGGACGCUCAUCCUGGACGGCGAGUGGAUGAUCAAAUUUUAUGCUCCGUGGUGUCCGGCCUGCCAACAUUUACACACAGACUGGGAGAGUCUUGGAAGACAAAGUGAAAGUCUGGGUAUAUCAGUGGGCAGAGUCGAUGUUACACAACAACCAGGUCUGAGUGGGAGGUUUCUGGUUACAACACUGCCGACUAUAUUUCACGCUAAAGAUGGCAAUUUCCGCAAAUAUGUUUCAUCACGGACUAUUGAGGAUAUUCAGGCGUAUGUUGAGCAGAAAAAGUGGGCGAUGGUUGAGCCGGUGCCAGGAUGGAAGUCGCCAUCCUCUCUUCUAAUGUCAGGAAUGGCUAAUCUCUUUCGUCUCUCCGUGUGGAUCAGACAAAUCCACACGUACCUGACGAAUACUCUCGGUAUCCCUUCUUGGGGCUCUUAUGUGAUUUUUGCCAUCAUUACGCUCUUUAUGGGACUGAUGCUCGGCCUGAUGCUUGUUUUGAUCGCUGACUGCAUUUGGCCGUCCAGACCAAAGCACAGAGAAAACAAAACAGUUGUGAUAGUGAAAGAGGAAGUCUCAGAGGAAGAGGUGGAGGACAUCCUGACGGAGGAGAAACACGCAUCUGACCUGGACAAUGAGAGCGAGCGAGUGUCUGGUGACGAGUCGACCGAAGAGGAAGGAGCGAUAAGUGACGGAGCCGCCGCUGGCAGUGAUCAGCCUCCGUCAGAGGGGGCAGCAGAGAGUUCAGUGAGGAAACGCAAACCACAGGCGCAGAACACUACUGAGGGAACAUAAAGUCCCUGCAGUUGCCACCAAAAACAAGAGGAAACUGCCAUAUCUGUAGGAUAUACAAAGCAACGCCAACUAUCAGCUGAUUCAUGUAUCAUACAUGCAGAACGUGGUUUGCCCAUUCAGUGCUUUCCUCGCGGUUUACCUGCUUCUCGCUGCGGUUUAAUCCAGUUUAGUUUUUAAGAGUAGUUGCUUAAAUUGAUUGCUGAAAGAUACCAAACAUUGACAGUUUUAUAUUUUCUAUAAAUGCCAAAAAUAUGAAUGUGCAUAAAUAGACUCAUUUUAAAGUUGCAAAAACAACAUGUUUACAAUGUAUUAGGAUGAAUAUUUAAAAAAAAAAAAAAAAGGCUUAUAUUUCAC